Molecule: messenger RNA, 3784 nt
Organism: Xyrauchen texanus (razorback sucker)
Lineage: Eukaryota; Metazoa; Chordata; Actinopteri; Cypriniformes; Catostomidae
Gene: tlr9
Product: toll-like receptor 9
Exons: 2
Coding region: 116-3289 (1057 amino acids)
Biological process (GO): canonical NF-kappaB signal transduction; toll-like receptor signaling pathway; defense response to virus
Cellular component (GO): plasma membrane
Molecular function (GO): pattern recognition receptor activity; protein binding
Source: RefSeq, a predicted model, not a curated record
UGCUUUCACUUCCAUGAAAAGCUGUUACAAUACAUUUGUUACUGAUCUUUUUUUGUUUGUUUCUAAAAGAGACAGUAUUUUGAAAUUGUAAGAUUUGGAUUACAGAUCUCUGGCCAUGUGUGGACAUGUGGUUUACCUGAUCCUUAUACUGAAUCAGUUUAAUCUUUUUGAAACGUUAUGGCCUGAAUUCUAUCCAUGUGAAAAUCACAAUACCAAUGAUGGACAUACAAAUGUGGACUGCCAGCAAAGACGUCUCACUAAAAUUCCUAUAUUCAAAUCCCUCUCUGUUAUAUCGCUCAACUUAAAUAAAAACCAUAUACAGCAGGUUAAAGGUGAAGCAUUUUCUGGCAUUCCCAAUCUUAAGUAUCUGAGUUUAAUGUGGAACUGUGUGCCAGAUCAUCUUAAAGAGCGGAGAUGGCCUUCGUGCAACCUGAAGAUUGAUCGAGAUGCAUUUGUCGGCCUUAAGAACCUAACCUCCCUCCAGUUAGCAGGAAACAGCCUAAAGACCAUUCCUCCUCUUCCAAAGCAACUUGUGGUUUUGGGACUAGAAUUGAACAAUAUUUUUCACAUCGAAAAACCUCUGGGUACACAGCAACUAAAAGAACUAUUGCUGAGCAAGAAUUGUUUCUACGCAAACCCGUGUUAUCAAUCUUACUUCAUCGACCCAUGUGUCUUUCAAGAACUUCCUGAGCUCUUGAACUUUAGCCUUAGUUACAACAAUGUGAGCAAUGUUCCACAACAUCUUCCACCCUCACUGGAAAGUCUGGACCUGGGGGAGAACAAGAUCACAAGUAUCAGGAAAGAGUCUUUUAUGAAUCUUACACGCUUGCGCCACCUUAACCUGGGCUGGAACUGCCAAAGAUGUGACCAUGCUUCUGAGCCCUGUUUCCCAUGCCCGAAUAAUCAAUCUCUGGAUCUGCAUCAGGAUGUAUUUUUGAAUCAGAGAAACUCUCUUAUAAGUCUAAGUCUGCGAGGCAACUCACUUCGUACUCUCCCCCAAUACCUCUUUGCCCAACUACACAAUCUUAGAGAACUUGAUCUGUCUGACAAUUUGUUAGCCUACACCAUCCAGAAUGGCACCUUUUAUGAGGAGCUCAAGAAUGUUGUAACCCUUAACCUUCUUUAUAACUACGAACCCCUAAACACCUUCUCCGAAUUGGUCCUGUCACCCUCAAUAGAGAAGAUGACAGCUCUAAAAGAGCUUUAUCUGAGUGGAUUAUUCUUCAAAGUACUAUCAAACCACAGCAUCGCACCUCUGGUCAAACUGCCAAGACUUGAGUCCCUGGAGUUACGCACAAACUUUAUCUGCUCAAUUAACAUCAGUGCAUUCACACAGCUGAGAACAUUAAGGUGGGUGGGCCUUUCCCAAAACAUGCUUGCUUUCAGUUCAUGCUAUUCAACCUGCACUUCUGAAGCUAUACCAACAUACCACAGACAGCUCAACCUGCAAAUUCAAAAAGUCCCUGCGCCAACUUCAGAGCUGUGGUCGAACACUGUGCAUGGCUCUGAAAUAUCUUCCUGUCCUUUUUAUUAUUCAAUGUGGCAUUUCAAAAAACAGAUCUGCUCUAAGAACCUGUUUUUUGAUCUGUCUCAAAACAACAUCCCAUGGUUGAAUGCAAGUACUUUCAAAGGCAUGGAAGAAGCUGUAUGCAUAGAUUUGUCCUACAACUACAUAAGUCAGACUUUAAAUGGCCAUCAGUUCUUAUAUCUAAGCAAACUAGCUUACCUAAAUAUGGCACACAACCGUAUUGAUCUGUACUCUGACAAAGCCUUCAAGGAGCUAAGCGGCACCCUUAAAGCCCUUGACCUCAGCAACAACGAAUUCCACUUUGUAAUGAAGGGUAUGGGACAUCGCUUCACAUUCCUGUCUCACUUGUCAUCUCUUGAAAUACUGAGUCUGUCAAACAAUCACAUUGGUCUUCGAAUCUCUAAUAUUCUUACUAGUACCUCUCUGAAGUAUCUUGUUUUCUCUGGCAAUCGUUUGGACAUAAUGUGGGACUCCAGGCGUGAUCAGUAUAUACAUUUCUUUCAGGGUCUUACUAACCUUACACACCUGGACAUUUCUGCAAACCAGCUAAAGUCAUUUUCCCCAGAGGUAGUUAUCAACUUGCCUCCAAACCUCCAAGUGCUUAGGCUGGACUCCAACAUGCUGAGUUCCUUCCCCUGGGGCAACAUCUCAGUUCUCAAACAUCUCUGCUACCUAAAUCUUAGUGAAAACAUUCUUUCUUUCUUACCCAAUAUCCAUUUUGACCUUAAUCUUAGAAGCCUGGACUUAAGUCACAAUCGACUAGUUACAAUCCCCAAGGCUUUUCUUAGUCAGGCAAAAUACCUUAAAAACCUAAUGAUUAACCACAACCAGUUGAAGAUCCUUGAUGUGAAUGCUCUUCCCUUGUCUUUCCACAAUGGAAAAACUAUAUGCCCUGCUGAGCAGCUUAAAAAUAAGUCCUCUUGCAAACUUGUGCUGCAUACCAAUCCUUUUACUUGUAGUUGUGUUACCUCAGGCUUUGCCAAAUUUCUCAGAGAAACUGAUUUGGAUGUCCCACAUCUCACCACACAUGUUCACUGUGCUUAUCCAGAGUCACUUGCUGGAGUGAAUGUCCUAUCCGUAGAUCUUCGCUCCUGCCAAGAAAUAUUUGGGAGUGUUGCUUUCCUCUGUACCUCAUUGUUAACAAUGGCAUUAACCAGCAUUCCCCUCCUGAAACAUCUCUAUGGCUGGGAUCUUUGGUACUGUAUCCAGAUUCUAUGGACUGGACACAAGGGACACACUCCAGCUAAUGCUAGCAUGGCGGACAGCCACUACGAUGCAUUUGUUGUCUUCGAUACAAGUAACAUGGCAGUCAGAGACUGGAUCUACAAGGAGAUGAUCGUGGGUUUGGAGAGAAGGGGGAGAUGGCGCUUCCGGCUUUGUCUAGAGGAACGUGACUGGUUGCCAGGAGUAUCGUGCAUAGAGAAUCUCCAUAAGGCAGUUUACAACAGCAGAAAGACAGUGUUUGUACUGACCAGCCCAAGUGGCUAUUCUGAUGCCAGUGGAGUGGUCAAACAAACCUUCCUCCUGGUUCAGCAGAGGCUUCUUGAUGAAAGGGUUGAUGUUGCAGUUCUAGUUCUGCUGGAUGCUCUCUUUCCAAAAUUUAAAUACCUUCAAAUGAGGAAACGACUCUGCAAGAAAUCAGUUCUGUCCUGGCCAAAGAACCCACGAGUGCAGCCUCUCUUCUGGAAUGACCUGCGCGUCGCUCUUGUCUCUGACAAUGUAAAAGCCUACAACAAGAACGUCACAGAGAGCUUCUUCUAAGAUGUUUUUUGUAGUCCCAGUUUUAUAGUUUUGGAUGUGAUUAAAUGAGCAAUGUAAAUAUUCGGAAAAUAGUAAGAAAUAAAGAUACUGAAUAUAAAUCAAUUUCUGCUAACCUCCAGCAGUCUCAGUGAUAGACAAAAUGACACAAAGUCAGAAAACAUGCAUGAAUGUUCUCAAUAAAAGUAUGGACUGAGUGUCAUAUAGGAUAGAUAAACUCAUUCUUAAAUUGCCUGGUCUCUGAUGUUUACUAGACUUAAUCUAGCUUGUAAAUUUUUAUCUAGCUUAUUUUAAAUUGAUUCUAAACAUGUUCCAUCUCCAUCCAUAUUAUCUGGACUUCUAUACACUAACAAGUUUUUCACUGGGGCGUUAAGUAAUAUUGUACUUCAUUACUGUACUUGAAUGUUUUUUGUUGAAUUUGUACUUUAAUCUGGUUCUAUUGUAUUGAACUGAAUUAAUUUCCAAGCAAAAAAAACAAUUGUAACAUUGUUCUGCUUA